UUCUUCGUCUCGGUCGUUUACCUCCGUCUCGGGCGGGUUUGUGCGGUCUCGGCGAUCGGCGGCAUGGAGCUGGGGUGGUUGUUGUGGGGUGCGGGGGUGCUGCUGCUGCUUCACGUCCUGAUGGAGCUCAGCCCCGCCGUCAACUUCGCGCUGCGCAUCGGCUUCUACUGCCUGCUGUGCGUCGUCGGCUCGGCGCUGGCGGCGCCCGUCUGCCUCCUCGUCAACGGCGGCCGAACCGUCAAGAACAUGAGAAUCAUCAAAACUGUGGUCAAGACCUUCAAGUAUUUCUUUGGCGUGAGGUUUGAGGUGAAGGGACUGGAGAACUUUGAGAUGGAGGGCCCUGCUAUCAUUGUGUCCAACCACCAGAGCAUCCUCGACAUGAUGGGGCUGAUGGAGGUCCUGCCUGACGAUUGUGUCCAGGUGGGCAAGAAGGAGCUGAUGUAUGCCGGAACUGUGGGGCUCAUCAUCUACCUCGGUGGUGUCAUCUUCAUCAACAGGAAGAGCACAACCAGCGCCAAGAUGGUGAUGGCAGAGGUGGCCAAGACUAUGGCAGCUGACAAAGUGAAGGUGUGGGUGUACCCAGAGGGCACAAGGAACUGCACUGGGGAUCUGCUGCCAUUCAAGAAAGGAGCAUUUCACCUGGCUGUCCAGGCACAGGUUCCAGUGAUCCCCGUGGUGUAUUCCUCCUUCACAAGCUUCUAUAACCCAAAGAAGAAUCUAUUUACAUCAGGCAAAAUCAAGGUUGAGGUUCUGCCUGCAAUAGAGACCAAAGGCCUGACAUCAGGUGAUGUCUCUGACCUCACUGACAGAUGCUUCCGCACCAUGAGGGAGACCCUCUUCAGGCUGUCAGGCUGUCCAAGUGAGGCAAAGGACUCAUCCUAGAUGCCUCUCCAGUGGCAUCACCAUGUGGUGGUGGCUGAAGGGACCUCUCUGUUGCCAAAUACCGAAAGAACUUCUCUUCCUCUGCAGUGACUUCUAACUCUGGGAACACCAUGGACUGGCACAUGCAGGCUGUCGAGCCAGGGCUGAGUUUCCCCACUGAGUGGAUUUCUUUUAUGGGUUCAUUAUCUUGCAAUGAAAUAUCUCCUUUUUCUGAAUUUCUCAGGCAUCAAACUUGUGCUACCAAAGGGCUGAAUGACCAGAGAGGUGAGUUCCCACAGCUCAGGCAGCUAGUGUGGGGUGACAAUGAAAACCUGGCUGGAGGCUGGGCUCUGCCUCAUAUGAGUGUCCCUGCACCUGUGUUCCUGCAGGCUCAGCUAGUGUUGGCCUGGCCCCGUGCUCUCCCAGUUGGAAACCACCAGGCAGCGGUUUGUAUCUGCAUGACCUUGGUGCUGCUCAAACAGGGCUGAGAAUCAGAUGAAAGUCCAGACUCUGGUUCUUUGGCAGCACUGGAGGUGUGGCAUCCUCCCUGGAGCACUGCUAUCCAGCAUGGUGAAGCUCAUGGGUGGUCUCUGGUGCAGGGCCUCUCUCCUUGAGAGACACCCUAGGGUCACAGCAGCAUCUUGUACUGGGGCUCUGCAUUGCCCAGGUACUCUUGAGCCAAGUCUCUUACUUCUGAAGGAAGCACCCAGGGCCAAUAACCUCAGCUGGGCUGCAGAUGGGAAUGUGUGGGGCCAGUCAGCCUUAUAGUGGCUUCAGGCUUGACUGCCUUGUCUGAACAAGUGUCCUUGCUCAUUGAGGAGUGCAGCAAUGGAGAGGGAAGCUGCAGUCUGACCAAGCCAGCAUAUGUGGUCUGGGCAGAGUUUAGCUGAAUGCUGUCCAGCCUUGCUGGUUUAGUCAUCUUCUAAACGAAACCCCACACUUGUUUCUACCAUUCAGAGCCACCAGCUUGAUUUUAAAAACUGCACAGAUCUGUCAGAGUCCUGGGCAAACCUGUCCUCAUGUGUGAUUUGUUUGUGGUAUGCCUCUGGAUGCCAUGUGUGACAUGUACCUGGGUUGGCUCAGAGCUUCCUUGGUGUCGGGAAACUGUGCUGCCAACUCCCUGCUGUGGUGGUGGUUCAGCCUGGUUGCAGCAGGCAUGCUGGUGCCUACAGUACCCGUUGCAGAUGCAAAGGGCUCUGUCAUGCUCGUUUUGCCACUUGUCAUGGUCAGCACUGGCCGAAAGAUGGUGCCUAUCUCGUGUAUCUUUGCUGAUCUCGGUGGAGCUGCUGCUCUGCAAGGCUUGUAAAACUCCUGCCGAGCCACAGGGUGGGUGAGCUGCAACAGGGCUUGGAAGGCUUCAGCUCUCCCUUUGGGGGAAAUGGACUCCUUUCCCUGUUCACAUAAAGGGGUUUCCCCUGUGCUUUGGCGUGAUGGACCAGCAGGGCUCCUGGAUCCCUUGCUGGGAGCUGCAGAAGUGUUGAUGCCCUCUGUGAAGAGCAAGGCUGGGUAAGGUCCAUGGUUCCAGGGGGUAACCUUCACCUCCAGUUUGGGUUCAGGGAGGCUUUAGCUCUCCUUUUUGUGGUGCAGGGUGUAUAUAACCUUGAGAUAAGCCACCUGGGCUACUCGGGUAACCAAUGCAACUGGCUUUUGCAGCCUGUCUGGGGCUGCAUUGGUGGAAUUGCAGUCAUAUGGCAUUUUAGUGUUAAAGCCUCAACUGGGAAAGGCAGGGAGUUCCUGUAGAGCCAGCGGUCCCCAACGGAGGGAGCCCUCGGGCUGAGCUGGUGCUGGUGGGGGCCAGGGGGCUUUAUCAGAGGGGCCUUACAGUACAG
Molecule: messenger RNA, 2690 nt
Organism: Haliaeetus leucocephalus (bald eagle)
Lineage: Eukaryota; Metazoa; Chordata; Aves; Accipitriformes; Accipitridae
Gene: AGPAT2
Product: 1-acylglycerol-3-phosphate O-acyltransferase 2
Exons: 6
Coding region: 64-882 (272 amino acids)
Biological process (GO): phosphatidic acid biosynthetic process
Cellular component (GO): endoplasmic reticulum; membrane
Molecular function (GO): 1-acylglycerol-3-phosphate O-acyltransferase activity
Source: RefSeq, a predicted model, not a curated record